UGGAGCAGAGAUGGAGAAGAGAGCUGGAGUUUUGGGAAGAGGGGGAUUAUUGUUGUGCAGCCUCAAGCUGCAGGGUUUGAUCAUGGACACCAGGGUUGAGUGUUAACGCGGUUCUCAGGGCAAUAGGAACAUCUGCAUGCAGAGUUCAGACUAGUUGUUGUUGUUGUUUAUUUAAAAGAAAGCGCCCCAGGGGUUUAAGGAAGGAUGCACCGCGCCUUUUCGUUUGCGAUGGAACGGAGCCGGUAUAAGGAGAGGCUGGAGGCGACUCUGGCGGGGUUGUGUGAGCUGGAGAUGCUGAAGCAGAGGCAGGAGAGUCUCGUCCUCAGUGCACUCAGACUCGGAGACUCAACCCCGGGCUGCGCGCGCGCGGCCUGGCCACUAAUCCCCCACUGCUUCCCAAGUUCCUCAAACCUGGAGCAGGAGCAGCCAGGAGCAGCAGAACAGCAGGGUUUGAUGGCAGUUCUUCAGCAGCAGGUAGGAGAACUGAGAGUGGAUACAGAGACAGUGGAUCACCUCACAAACACCGGAGAUAGUGGACCAAGUUCAGGUUUCUGUGAGCAGAGAGAGAGUCGGCCUCAUCUGGACUCGGGUGACCUCUCUUCCCGGACCACAUUCCCAAUCCAGUCACCUAGUUCCAAUGAGAGACUUAAAUCUGCUGGAGAUACAUUUGUGACCAGUCGUGAUGGAUUGCAGAACUGUGGGGGAUCUGCAGGACGAUCUCUGGUUCCACGCUUGCUCCCAGUCCCCCAGCCACCUCUGAUGGGUCUGUCAAAGAAAAGUGGAGAGGGGGAGCGCUGGCUUUGGCCAGAAAGUAAUGGAGCAGGAGAUGAUGAGCCCACUGCUGAGGACUACCAUCAGACUCAGCAUGUUGAGACCUACAUCCUGGGUCUGAUCCAGCGUCGUCUUCUGGCCACAAGGCAGUGCAAACCCCGGACCAACAUGAGCCCUGAGGCCAGAGGAGUGAUGAGGCAAAGUAGUCUUUGCCGCAAGGAACCUGUCUUCAUUCCUGAUCACUGCAAGGUCUCUUCAAGCCCUGAGAGACCAACAUGGCCCUCAUACAGCCUGGAAGAGGAGCAGCUUGGGAGCUUUUCCCCUGGAGAACAGCUCCCUGCUCACUAUCCAAGGCUUGAGGAGCAACACCCUACUCAUUUUUCAAGACCUGAAGAGCAACACCCUACACAUUAUCCCAGGCCUGAGGAAAAGCUGUCUACACAAUACCCCCGGCCUGUGCUGUCAGGAGUUCACUCCACAUCUCUGGAUUUCCCCUCUGGAGAUUUGGACCCCAGCAGUAGUGAAGCCGACUCUCCCCAGCACUACCAGCUUCCACACUCGCCCUCUUCAGAAGAGCAAUUAGUCAAUGCACAGUACAUCCCAGCACAACCAUGCCAGGCACCAAUGAGAGCCAAAACAUCUCGUGCCCAUGCUGGCCCCAAAGCUGGCCGUGGUGGUGGCGCUUACUCCCCUGAAAGACCACAGCCCAAGCCACGGGCCAUGCCCAAGAAAUGUCGCUUUAGUGAAGAAAGGACAGCUGUUAAGAAACCUGGACGAAAAGCCUGUCGAUCUCAAUCAGAAAACAGCCUGCUGGGCCAGAAGGGUGUGCCUGAGCGAAAGUACAGCACAGUGGAGCGGGACACAGGCCGCGUUAACCAGUCCAAAUCACGACGCCAGCAAGGUAGCUUUGGUCACCGUCGCUGGCGCUCUACACUAGAGCUCAGCCAGGACGAAGCAGAGCCCACACCAGAGCGAGAGGUCAGACGCACUCGUAGGUCUCGACCUGCUGCACCAUCCUACGUCUACAACCAGACUCCUCAGCACCAUCAUCCACACCACUUCCCUCACCUUCACUCAGACUACCCAAUGCACACCUCAGUAUGCCGUCCAGAGGGGGGCUACAAGCACUCAGGCCCUGGAGAAUGGGAAUCCAGUCUGAGUGAAGGGGAGUCCCCUGGAUCCAGUUCCAUGUCCAGUGAUUCUGAUGAGAGUGGAGGACUGGUGUGGCCUCAGCAACUUGCCCCACCAUUGGCUCCUCCUUCACCCCCCACUCCUUCUGGGGCACCGCUGCAGUCCAAAGCCUUGGUAAAGAUCAAAGCUUCACAUGCUCUCAAGAAGAAGAUCCUUCGCUUUAAAACUGGUUCCCUCAAAGUCAUGACCACAGUUUGAGCUACUGGGCUAAGCAUCUUUGGAGGUUUUUUCUCUUCACUGUUUUGGGAUAUCCUGAGACAGAACAGAAAAGUCUGAACUUGAGCUACCUGCCUCAGAUUAUGGUGAAUCUGAGCCUAAAACCACAAUGUACUGUACAUAUCUGUGUAUGUGAUUUAAA
Neoarius graeffei (lesser salmon catfish) is the source of this 2320-nucleotide messenger RNA. RefSeq names its product dishevelled-binding antagonist of beta-catenin 3a (gene dact3a). Lineage: Eukaryota; Metazoa; Chordata; Actinopteri; Siluriformes; Ariidae. The transcript is spliced from 4 exons. The record is from RefSeq and is a predicted model, not a curated record. Gene Ontology annotation, biological process: negative regulation of canonical Wnt signaling pathway. Bases 205 to 2160 code for a protein of 651 amino acids. Gene Ontology annotation, cellular component: cytoplasm.